This is a messenger RNA of Linum tenue, 1179 nucleotides long. The record is from the annotation of a GenBank genome assembly. Lineage: Eukaryota; Viridiplantae; Streptophyta; Magnoliopsida; Malpighiales; Linaceae.
AUAAAACUGCCUCCCCCAUUCAAAAAUCUCUGCCCUUAGAGUGAUUUGCGGGAGCUGAGCUGGCUGGGCAUUUGGGCGGCUUUUUUCUCUCUCCUUUUUGGAACCCGAACCAUAAACGUGUUCCUUUCUUCCCUGAAACCUAUUCGCCCUUCCUGCAGCACCGGCGAACUCAGCAAAAGGAUUUUUUCUCCCUGGGGACGAUUGGUAUGGGACCCUUUUCAUUUUGGAAGAGGAUGAUAGGGCAGGGGCUUUUCGGCUUCUUCUUCCUUCUCUUCCCCACUGAAUCGAAGGCAAAGUUGACAGGAGCGGUUCCGAUCUUCUCCGACAGGGUCAUUCUGGACAGAGGAAUAGGGGGAGGGUUGGAAGGUUUGGGGUUCGUUUCUGGGUAGGUCGGCGGCGAAUUGAGGAGGUAACAGAGGUUGCUGGCUCCGGUCUUCUUCUCUUCCUCUAACCCCGUUUUUUUUAUAUUUGUGGAUUUGCUUUCUCUCCUCCUAUCUGUUUUGUUGGACAGCGAAGACAACGACAAAGAAGUAGAAGGUUGCGGAGGAGGACACAGGAGACGACGGCGAAGAAAAUGAUGCUGAUAUUGUGCGAAUUCGUUGUACAUUCCCUCCAUGCCAACAACAAGUUUCGCCAUCGGCAACUGCUGUCCCUUUUAAUUUUUUCAGCGUUUCUUUUGGGGCGUUCUUUAUGUGAUUACCUGAUUUCUGCUAUGGUUAAUUUAUGCGCUUUUGUUAUCUCAAAUCAAUGAAUCUGCUCAGUUAUCUGCUGCUAAAACAUACUGCAAACCUCCGCUUUAGCGGCGGUGGUUCAACUGGGCACAAUUGUGUAAUUAACAAGGGCAUCUAUCAGCGACUCGUGUGUGGCACUAGAGAAGGAUGUUCCUGCUACAACUCAAGAACUCGAAACAAUAUCACCACUUCUGAUGAAACCAUAGCACUUGACAUCACUUACAUGGUAGCAAAUGUGCGUCAGGGGGUAAUGGAAUCAACAGAAUCGAUGACAGUAUUUUGACGAGGAAGGCUUUUUCUCUCUUCAGAUUUGGUGCUUUCGUACUGGUGAAUUUAGUUGUUAACUCUCUCAAAUAUUGCCUAGAGCUGCCUCUAAGGCACUUGAUCAGGUUUUCUUUUGGAUAUAGAGCAGGUCUCAGUGAUUGAAGUUUUAAGAUCCUAGAGGUAU